AUGUUCUUCCGUCGCCGCUGGACGGGAGCCACUGGCCUGGGACCCGGGCUCAGGACCGAGCCGGCCCGCACCUCCCGCCGUCGUUCCCCGUGUGGCGGCGCGAGGCCUCCAGGAUUUAUCGUGGCAGGAAAAUCCUCGCUGUUUAAAGUCAUUCUCCUGGGAGAUGGUGGCGUUGGGAAGAGCUCUCUUAUGAACAGAUAUGUGACUAAUAAAUUUGAUACACAGCUCUUCCACACCAUAGGGGUGGAGUUCUUAAAUAAAGGUUUGGAGGUGGAUGGCCACUUCAUUACCUUGGAGAUCUGGGACUCGGCCGGACAGGAGCGCUUCCGCAGCCUGCGGAUGUCCUUCUAUAGGGGUUGUGGUUGCUGCCUGCUGACCUUCAGUGUUGAUGACCCGCAGAGCUUCCAGAACCUGAACAACUGGAAGAAAGAGUUCAUAUAUUACGCAGAUGUGAAAGAACCCGACAGCUUUCCUUUUGUGAUUCUGGGGAACAAGGUCGACAUAAGCAAUCGGUCUGAUCACUUGAUGCAGACAGACACAGUCAAUCUGCACCGAAAGCCCAAGCCCAGUUCCUCUUGCUGUUGAUCAUCCGAGAGGUUUGUCCCAUGUGUUCUAACCAACUCACACACACACACA
Molecule: messenger RNA, 636 nt
Organism: Suncus etruscus (white-toothed pygmy shrew)
Lineage: Eukaryota; Metazoa; Chordata; Mammalia; Eulipotyphla; Soricidae
Product: ras-related protein Rab-9A-like
Exons: 2
Coding region: 1-585 (194 amino acids)
Biological process (GO): retrograde transport, endosome to Golgi
Cellular component (GO): phagocytic vesicle; lysosome; late endosome
Molecular function (GO): GTPase activity; GTP binding
Source: RefSeq, a predicted model, not a curated record